GAGCAGUGCUAAGCGGAAUCGCGCGAGUGGUAAUCCCGAAGCUGAAAGCUCGAGCAACGCCAAAGUUAAAUAUAAAUGUCGCGGCAACCCGUUCCUGGACCGAUCAACUAAAGAACGAACCAGUCUCUUCGUGGUCUUCGUCGUGGACCGAACUACCGAAAAUAUCGAACCCGAUCGAUCCAUCGAUCCCGCGCCAUAAUUUCAUCAGGCCACGAUCACCCUCCAUCAUCGAGGCUCAUUUCGCGUGUUUUAAGUUGGGAAACGUGUGGAACGCGUGGUUCGAUGAAAAUUCGGGGAAUCGAGGCUUGAACGAAAAGCCGAUCGAAUCGAUCGCUACGAAAUUGUCACGAUUAACGUGUGCUCUCUAUCUACUUUGGACUACUUACAACAGGAUUUCAUCGAUCGACCGUGUCUGCGGCUCGACGUCUUUUCGCGAUGCUAGGUGAUCGAAGUACACCGCGAGAAACAUCGAAAUAGCCAGAGAUGUCGCAGCCGCCGUCAAAACCCCAUGGAAAAACCGGGCCAGGGGGUGGUUGGUCAGCCAGGUCGAACGUAUCUGGCCAAUAUAGACCUCCAUCCCCUUUCAGCCCAACGGGUUCGCCCCAUCCUCAACGAGUUCAUCAUGCUCAUCCUACGUCACCGUUGACGUAUACCGGAACGAGGCACCCGAUGAGCCCUGUCCCGAUUGGAAUGCCAAUCUCGCCCGGAAUAUCACCCGUUUUUGGAUCACCUACCGGAUACAUACAGUGUCCUAGACCCAGAUGGCCGUCACCGAUUCCAGUGGCCACUCAAGCGCCUAGACCUUUCAUACCGACACAGAGUUCAGCAGAAAGUGGCGCUACAUCGCCAUUAGCUAGUGGACCACCGGAAUACAUGAUUGGAACGUAUAAACCUGGAGACUAUGAGUACGUUGGGGUACCAUUGGAUCACUCGCAAACAGAAGAGGAAUCCAGCGGACCCAGCACCGCGGAAAUAAUAGCCAACCAGAGUCAGGAUUACGUGGACGAGAAACUUGCCGAGUACCAGGCAACGAUACAGCAACUUCAAAGUGAGUAACACUUUUCGAAUGUUCUCUUUUAAUGUGCACUUCUAUUCAUAAAUUAUCCUAGCUAUAUGAUAGUAUUCUUUUAGUAAAAAUAAAUGAAUUCUCGUGUUUAAAUGUAUCAUAAAUCUAUUUAAAUCUAUUUAAAUACCGUGCUCGAAUGUAUAGAUUGAAGUGCAUAUUUAUAUGUUGUUAUGAAACAUUUAAUAGAUGCAUAUAUUGUAUUUAUUUAAUAUGUUAGCACUAGUGUCCUUGGAUGCUUUCAUUGUUAUUUCGAUUGUGAUUAAAGAAGGAUAAAAGAUAAUAAAAUAUACAAAAUAAA
Messenger RNA from Apis cerana (Asiatic honeybee), 1364 nucleotides. Its product is annotated as splicing factor 3B subunit 4-like. The record is from RefSeq and is a predicted model, not a curated record. Lineage: Eukaryota; Metazoa; Arthropoda; Insecta; Hymenoptera; Apidae.